AUCAGUAUUGCAUCAGCAGAGUUUAGUUCUUCAAACCAACAGGCGGUCUGAUCUAUUAACGCAUCAGUGAGAUGGCUGAAAACGCAACUGACGGGGAAUUACCUCAAAAACGUGUAGGAUCUAAAGAAAAGCAAAAUGGAAAUUCGACAGACUCUUCAGUCAAAGAGAGAAAGCAGCAGGAGAGAGAUGAGCGUCUCUCUCUUGUGCUGUGGAGGAGACCGCUUACAACUAUACAGUAUUUCUGUCUAGAAACUCUCAUUACCUUAAAGGACUGGACGUUUAAGUUGUGGAGGAGAAGGGGCACAGUCUUUUUGGCCUUACUGCUUUUUUCACUUUUUUCAUUGGCCUACUCAAUAGAGGGAGCACAUCAGAAGUACAUACAGUACUUGGAGAAGAAGUUCCUUUGGUGUGCCUACUGGGUAGGCUUGGGUAUUUUGUCCUCAGUAGGUCUUGGCACAGGCCUGCACACUUUUCUGUUGUACCUGGGUCCACACAUAGCUUCUGUCACCUUGGCUGCGUACGAGUGUGGCUCAGUGAACUUCCCCGAGCCUCCGUACCCGGACCAGAUCGUGUGUCCGGAGGACGAGGUGGUAAAGAGCAGCAUUUCUCUUUGGGCCAUCAUGUCGAAAGUCCGCCUAGAAGCCUGCAUGUGGGGUGCAGGCACAGCGAUUGGGGAGCUGCCUCCUUACUUCAUGGCUCGGGCAGCCCGUCUCUCCGGGGCGGAGCCAGAUGAUGAAGACUACGAAGAAUUUGAGGAGAUGCUGGAACAAGCACAGAGUGCACAGGAUUUUGCCACAAGAGCAAAGCUAGCUGUACAAAAUUUGGUCCAGAAAGUCGGAUUCUUUGGAAUUCUAGCCUGCGCCUCUAUCCCUAACCCAUUGUUUGACCUGGCUGGAAUUACAUGUGGCCACUUUUUGGUUCCUUUCUGGACCUUCUUCGGAGCCACACUUAUAGGAAAGGCAGUUAUCAAAAUGCACAUCCAGAAACUGUUUGUUAUUAUAACGUUCAGCAAGCACAUAGUGGAACAGAUGGUGUCUCUGAUUGGAGCUAUUCCAGGGGUUGGGCCUUCCCUUCAGAAGCCUUUCAGUGAAUACCUGGAGGCCCAAAGGACUAAACUCCAUCACCGAGCUGGAGAAAGCUCACCUGCGGGCGAGAACUGGCUGUCCUGGGUGUUUGAGAAAGUGGUACUCGUCAUGGUCUGCUAUUUUAUUAUUUCUAUCGUAAACUCCAUGGCUCAGAGCUACGCCAAGCGGCUCCAGCAGAAGAAGUAUUCAGAGGGGAAAACCAAGUGAUAGACUCACAGUUAUCCAUCUCAUGCUCCCAGUGUGGAAGCUAAAAAAGAGAAAAAAGGCAUCUAAGCUGAACAGGCACUAAUUUAUUUGUGCUUCUAUAUAAAUAUAUAUAUAUAUAUAUGUAUUGUUAUGUUGGUUCCUUAAGUUGUUGUUGUCCCUCUCUCAUAUGUCUGUGGUGUGUUUGGCUAUUAAAAUCUGAUGUUAUAACAAUGUCAUUUUUACCUUUACAGAGACUAAGCAGUCUUAACAAAGGCUGUGAGCAGUAAUAUUUGUUGCAAUGCCUUAUGCAACACGGAGGGUCAUGCUUCCAUUGAAGUGAAUAUGAUUCUUAAUCACAUGAUUUAUGAAUGGUUUAUUUAAUUUCUAUGGUAUGGGUGAACUGAAUCGAAUGGUUGUCAUUUCCUGUUCAUAUUACGAUGCAAGGGUGUUUUCAGGGAUACAACUUAUCUCUCUUUUUAAAGAAAAAAAAACGAUCAGAUGUCAUUUUGUGUUAAUCUAAGAAAAUAGCAAUAUCAAAGUAUCUAUGUGGUUACUCGAUAGUUUGCACAUCCUGUAAAUAAUAUUUGUGUUUUACAUACACAAAUACACAUGUAUUUCUUAAUGUCUGGAGAGUACUAAACCAAAAUGUAACAGAAAGGAUGUUCUUUGUAACUGUACAUGACAUUACGAUUAACCUUGCAUUUUUUAAUCCGCACGUGUAGAUUUGAAACAUUUGAUCAAACCAUAAAACGU
Molecule: messenger RNA, 2024 nt
Organism: Chanos chanos (milkfish)
Lineage: Eukaryota; Metazoa; Chordata; Actinopteri; Gonorynchiformes; Chanidae
Gene: vmp1
Product: vacuole membrane protein 1
Exons: 12
Coding region: 72-1292 (406 amino acids)
Source: RefSeq, a predicted model, not a curated record